CCCGCCCCCAGGCGGAGCGGACAGCGGCCCCCCGUGGCUGGGCUGGCAGCAGGCCACCCGCACUGCGCCCUGCGCUCUGCGCUGCCUUCAUCUCUGCUCUGAGGAGCGGCGGGGUCCGGGGUCCUGUCUGGCCAUGGACACGGCCUCCUCCCCGCCCAAUGCUGAGAGGAAGCGCGCGGGUUGGGGCCGCCUGCUAGGCGCCCGGCGGGGAAGCGCGGGACUAGCAAAGAAGUGUCCCUUUUCACUGGAGCUGGCCGAAGGUGGCCCGACGGGAGGCACGGUCUACGCGCCCAUCGCACCAACCGGAGCUCCAGGGCUCGCGCCCCCCAUGUCGCCCCCUGUGUCGCCCGUCCCGGCCCCUGCAGACCUCGGCCCACGUCCGCGGGUGAGCCUUGACCCGCGCGUCUCCAUCUACAGUACGCGUCGCCCGCUGCUGGCGCGCACCCACAUCCAGGGCCGCGUCUACAACUUCCUCGAGCGCCCCACGGGUUGGAAGUGUUUCGUGUACCACUUCACCGUCUUCCUCAUUGUUCUGGUCUGCCUCAUCUUCAGUGUCCUGUCCACUAUUGAGCAGUAUGCCGCUCUGGCCACCGGGACCCUCUUCUGGAUGGAGAUUGUCCUUGUGGUGUUCUUUGGGACAGAGUAUGUGGUCCGUCUCUGGUCUGCAGGCUGCCGCAGCAAGUACGUGGGCAUCUGGGGCCGGCUACGCUUUGCCCGGAAGCCCAUUUCCAUCAUCGACCUCAUCGUGGUUGUAGCCUCUAUGGUUGUCCUCUGUGUGGGUUCCAAAGGGCAAGUGUUCGCCACAUCAGCUAUCAGGGGUAUCCGCUUCCUUCAGAUCCUGCGGAUGCUGCAUGUUGAUCGCCAGGGAGGUACCUGGAGGCUCCUGGGCUCUGUAGUCUUCAUUCACCGCCAGGAGCUGAUCACCACCCUGUACAUUGGCUUUCUGGGUCUCAUCUUCUCCUCCUACUUUGUCUACCUGGCUGAGAAAGAUGCAGUGAAUGAGUCCGGCCGCAUCGAGUUUGGCAGCUACGCAGAUGCUCUGUGGUGGGGAGUGGUCACAGUCACCACCAUUGGCUACGGGGAUAAGGUACCCCAGACAUGGGUUGGGAAGACCAUCGCCUCCUGUUUCUCUGUCUUCGCCAUAUCCUUCUUUGCACUCCCAGCGGGCAUACUUGGCUCUGGGUUUGCACUGAAGGUCCAGCAGAAGCAGAGGCAGAAACACUUCAACCGGCAGAUCCCAGCCGCAGCCUCACUCAUCCAGACUGCAUGGAGGUGCUAUGCUGCAGAGAAUCCUGACUCAUCCACUUGGAAGAUCUAUGUCCGGAAGCCUGCUCGGAGCCACACUUUGCUCUCCCCCAGCCCCAAGCCUAAAAAGUCUGUCAUGGUAAAGAAGAAGAAGUUCAAGCUGGAUAAGGAUAACGGGCUGAGUCCUGGAGAGAAGAUAUUCAAUGUCCCUCACAUCACUUGUGAUCCCCCAGAGGAUCGGAGGCCAGACCAUUUCUCCAUUGAUGGCUACGACAGCUCAGGUAUCUCUCUGUGUAGGUAUCCUGGAACAUGCUCUAUAGACCAACUUGGCCUGCUUCUCUCUUCAGAGUCCUGGGAAUAAAGUGUGCUCCACCAUGCCCCAGAUCCAUCUGCCUUUUGUAAUUCUGUGAAGAAUAUCAUUUGCAUUCUGGGAGAUUGCACUGAAUCUAUACAUUGUAUAUUAUGGGUGUUUAAAAAUAUAAAUUCUCUAAAGAUAUGACUUUAUGUCUUUAAUUACAAAACUUCACACUGAGAUAGAGAUAGUGUGAGAAUGAAAUAGAGAUGAGGGGUUCAAAAACAUUUUACAUUCAAGGUUUUUAUGGAUAAAUGAAAACUUACAAUUUUGUCGUCUUUUAGUUUGAGUAUUUUUCUUGUCAUUUAUUUUUUGUGGUAUGAAGAUUUGAUGCAUUAAUAUUGCUCUCUUUUCAAUUUUGUGUAUCAUUCAUCUAGUGGGGCUGAAUAUUUCAUACUUUUACUAAGGUAGUUUUCUCUUCUGGAUACAACUCAAUUUUUAUACUUGUUGGUCUAGUGCUCAGGGAUUCUCUCAGAUUUUGCUUGUCUUAGAAGGGCAUUGUUUCUCCUUCAUUUCUAAGGAUACCUUGAACUUACUGGUUGUAAUUUGCUCUGUUUAUGAAACAAGUAUCGCAUUUCAUCUUAGGCUAUAGAAUUUCAUCUUUGAAAUCUGUCAUAGUCCACAAUGCCAUAAAUAUGACUUGUCACUUUUCUUGAAAAUUUUAGACUUUUUUGACAUUCUAAUUGUAAUAUGUCUCUUCUAUACAUCUUCUCUAAGAUUAGAGAAAUUUCUUGCUAUUUUAUGAAAUGUUUUGUGUGUGUGUUUGUGAUUUCUUUUCCUAUUCGAGUUUGAGUACUUUAGAAAUGAUUUCUUUCUUUUCUUUCACUUCUUUUUUUUCUUGUUUUUGUUGCAAUAAAAGGCUUCUAGAGUCAUACAUACAGGACUAUGAAAAUUUGACUCAGAAUAAUCAGAUUGAAGUGUUCCUCAUUUCUCAGGAUGGAUCAUUGAAAGACAAUAUGCAUUCCUGAGCAAGACAAAUUCAUGCAGAUUUUAUGUUACUUGUCCAAGAUGGCUCCAAGUUUUGUGAAUACUGGCAAACUUGACAGUAGCUAGAACAUCAAGCAUCCAAACUGUUUCUGAGACUCUUAUACACUUAUUCCAAAAAGGCAUAUCUUCCCUUUCUGACCUAUAGAACCAGGAUGACAAAUCCUAGGGUAUUUUGUUUCUUUAGGUCUCUGAAUAUUACAUGGAUUCAGUCUUGCUUGUAGGUUGUCAAUUUUCUCCGAGUUAUUUAUCUCAAGAAAUGUAAGGGAAAAUCUUGUUCUAUUGGUUCUUUGUAGAGCAAAUGACUGCUGUACACUUCCUUUCCACCACCUUGUAUUUCCUCCAGAUUUUCCUAGGAGUGAAUAAUAUCCAACUUUCUAUGUAUACCCAUAUUUUUCUUAGCCAUUCAAAGAUGUUUUUGUUUUCAUUUUUUAGAUACUGCAAAUAGUACCAAUGUACAGAUGAAUAUUUGAGGAUUUGUAUUCUUUCAAGUUAUAUACUCAGAAAUGGAAUUGAUAGAUCAUGUAGAAACUCCAUUUUAAUAUUUGUAAAGACAUAAAACUUGCUUCCACAGGGGCUAUAUUACAUUAAAUCUAUGUGAAAUUAUGCAAGGAUUCUGACUUAUUCAAAUUUAAUUCAGCAAUUGACACUUUGGUUAAAUGUACAAGUAUGUGGUACUACAUUUUAUAUGAAAUUAUGUUAUUGUAACAUAUAUUUUAUUAUAGUUAGAUGCCUGGGUGGGGAGUUCACAUUGUGUAUGGUAUAUAUGCAGAUCAGAGAACAAUAGAGUGGAGUCAGUUCUCCUCUUCCACCUUCAUAUAUGUUUCAGGGACAAUUAGAAUGGCAGUCUUGCAUCUCUGGACAGCAAGCACUUUUACCUGAUGAGCCAUCUCAGUGGUCCUGUUAUUUUGAGUUUUGAUGUACAUUUCAUUAAAGAUAGAGGCUCACAUCCUUAUAGAUGCAUAUUUGUCAUUUGCAAUUAUUCUCAUGAUACUUUUCAAGGUCUUUUGCAUACUCUUGAAUUGAGCUCUUACAAGACAUUCUAUAUAUAACAUAUAUUAACCCCUUAUCAGACAUGCAACUUGCUAAUACUUUACUCUUUGUGGUUGGAUUUUUACAGCUAAAUGGUAUUUUGAUGUUCAAACAUUUAAAAUGCUCAUUGAGUUUUCUAUAUUCUUUUUUUCUCCCAUGUUUUUCCCUGUUUCUUAAGUUUCAUAUCCAAAACGUCACUGCCAGUUCCAUGGAUUCUGUAGAUGUCAGACCAUGUUUAGGUCUUUGACUGACCUUCAGUUAAUUUUUAUAUAAGGUUUUAGUAAAGAUGCAACAUUUGCCCUUUCACAUAAGGAUAUCUAGUUUUACCAGCAAGAUGAAAUUUGUUUUUAUUGAUCUGGACAACACUGUCAAAUAUCAUAUACACCAAGGUUCAUCUCAGAAUUCUAUCUUUUAAUACAUCCCAUUAAUCUAUUGGACUAUCUUUAAAUUACUACCAUUCACUUUUCACAAUGGUAACAUGCCUUAGUGGUGUUUGUGCUUCUUUUCAAGACCAUGAUUGUGUAAAGGUUCUGUGCAGUCAUCUAAAGGUUGUGAAUGUUAGGGUGGAUUUUUCUACUUUUUGUAAAUAUUACUAGGAUGUUUAUUAUGGAUACACUGGAUGUGUAGAUUACUUUGUGUAGCAUUUACAUAUUGCUUUUGAAUUUGUGAUUUUAGCAAUAUUUUGUAGUUUAAUUGUAUAAACCUCCUCCAUCUUAGUUCAUUAAAUUACUGAAUAUAUUUUACUCCUUGAUGUUUUGAUUACUGAAUAUUUUUUACUCCUUGAUGUUUUGAGGUUUUAACACUUGUACUGAGAUAUAAUUCACAAUAAAUAUUCACAUUCACUGAAACUAUGAUUAUAAAUAUAUAUUAAUAUAUUAAUACAAUGAAACUACUGUAUCAGUUAGCUUUCAGUUUUUGCAUUGGUGUACUGCAAGUAAUUAAGUUAAAUUCAUGAAGAUCUAAAUAUAAAUUAAAAGUUCGCAAUGCUAAACUUACUCCUUGUAAGUUGAAUUCCUUGAACCAAUAUUUUCCAUGUCCCUAAGGCUAAAUUACUAACCAAUCUUAUAUUCAGGUUUUAGAACAUAACACUUUUAGAUUACAUAUAUAGUGAAGAUAAGAAGUCUUUCUUAUUCACAAAGCUUGACCUGAGUUCAUCAUAAUGUCACAAAGUAAAUAAUUUCUUUUUUGAGAUUCAACACUUUCUGUCUGUUCUAUUUUGACACACUAUUUCCAUAUUUUGACUACUAUGAACAAUGUUAUAGUAAAAAUUUAAACACAGGUAUCUAAAGAUUGAUUAAACCAUCUGUGACUUUUUAUUAUUAAAAUUUGAAAAUAUUUUAUUUAUCAUUAUCAUUAUUAUUAUGUGUAUAUUUGAUUAUGGGUGCAUGCAUGCCUCAGCUCAUAUGUAGUGGUCAUUUGAUAAAUUGAGAUUUGGCCUUCUGUUUGUUAUGAAGAUUAAACUAAGGUUGGUAGACUUUUAGGGCAAAUGCUUUUGAUGAGAUCUCUCACUCAGCUUACAUUUCAUUUUUUGGUUGUUAAAUUCAGUUGUACUUUAAAACCAGUGAACUUGUUAAACUGUUACAUUAGUUUAAUGUCACAUUACUUCUUAUGUGAGACAGUUGCUGGCAGCAACUUAUAAUUCUACUUCAGCCAGAAAAACAAGAUAUGAGGUGCUUCAAUUUUGUUUUACAUAUGCCAGUUUACAUUCCAAUUUUUUAUUUACAUUGCACUAACUUGUUAUGCCAAUUUGCAUUCACCACAAAUACAUAUUAAGAUUUUCAUUCUUCCAUAUUCUCACCAACACUUAUGACUUUAUGGAUUUUUUUGAUAAUUUCUGGAUUUUUAUAAUUCCUAAAAGAUUUGAGGUAUUAUCUCAAUGGUUGUUCUGAGUUGUAUUCCCCAGAUAGUGAUAUUAAGCACUUCUUGUAUACUUGUUAAUACUAUGUAUGUUUAUGUUGGAAAAUGUUUAACUCUGUCCUUUGUCUGCGUCAUGUUUAGGUAAUUUUUUAUCAUUUGUUAUUAAAAUAUUUGUUAUGGUUUGGAUAUUAACACAUUAGAUAUAGUUUGGAAAUAUUUUAUUUCCUUAUGAAGGUUAUCCUAUUUUGUUUCUUCUUUGUGCUACCAAACUUGUGAUAAAUAGCAACUUAGUAUUUAUUUCUGGGCUUUUGAUGUUGUAUCUAAAAACAAAUUGUUAAGAUCAAUGUCAAAAUUACAGUUUAUUCUAGGAGAUCUAGUUUAGAAUUAAAUCUUGAACAUAAUUUGGGUUAAGUUGAUUUAUUAUGUACACUAUAUAGAUCCAAUUUCAAAUUUUUUCAUGUGUAUAUCCAGGUUUACAUACUGGAUUACUUCUUUUGGUGAGUAUUCUACUCUAUGUAUUCUUUCUUCUGGUGUGAAAGGUAAAUUGAUCCCCUAUGUGUCAGUCUGAGAAUCUGCAUUGUUUAUCAUUGUACUGUGUCUCUGUGAAUAAAAUACUUUACACUUGAUCUUAGCCAAAAGGCCGAGAAGCGAUGAAUAUAAUACUUUAAUCAAGAUAUGUGAUACUUCCAGUUAUUUUUGUAUCAUAAAUGCUCAGCUAUUCAACUUUUUUUGGGAUUUCAUAUUUCUUAGUUCUUUUCUAAAUAAAACAUAAAACCAGAAUAAUAAGAUCAUUUUAAAUCAGUGCACUGCUUUGGGCUGUUGAAAGUCUUUUGAUCCACAAACAGGUAACAUGUCUAUAUUUAUUCCUCUCAUGAGUAUUUGUUUUUAAUAUACAGAUAUUUUGCUCCCUUGGUUAAAAUUAUUCCUAUAUAGCAUGAAAUUCAAUCUUUUGUUGUCUAUAACUUUGGUGUUAUAUUCAUGAAAUUAAUACCAUAAUUAAUGGAAAUUUUCUAUCUUAUUCAAAUUUUAUACUUACAUUUUUGAUCCACUUUAACUUAGUUUUAUAUAGUAAGUUAAACGUGCUACACUCAUUUUCUUUUCUUUCUUUUUUUUUUUUUUUUUUGGUUCUUUUUUUCGGAGCUGGGGACCGAACCCAGGGCCUUGCGCUUCCUAGGUAAGCGCUCUACCACUGAGCUAAAUCCCCAGCCCCUACACUCAUUUUCUUAAAUCUUAAUACCCAGUUUUCCAAACACUAUUGGUUCAAACAACAGACCUUUUACUGAUAAAUGGUAAUGAUACUCUUGUCCAAAAUCACUUGAUAUAUUCAAGGUUAUAUUUCUUAUUUGGGGGACUAUUUUCUUAAGAGAUUUUUUUUAAUUGUCCUUUGGGUAGUUCACUGUUAAUAUAAAGGAAAACAUUUCUUGUGUAGUUUGUAUAUUGAACUUUGACUUGAAGACUUUAAUAAUUUCAUGAGCAAUAUUUUUCUGUACAGCUAUACCAUUUGCAAACACACAUCUUACUUCUUUUCUGAUUUGUAUCUCUUGCUCCCCAUCCUCAAUUCUCUGGCUAGAACUUAAAUCAUUAUCUUGAAUCCAAUUGGAACCAAGGACAUAACUUACUUUUUAAAACACUUGUUUAUCUACUCUGUGUGCGUGUGCAUGUGUAUUUAUGCACAAGCAUGUGCAUAUGCCUUUACAAUCAUGUGUCCACGAAGGGACAACUUGAAAAAGUCAGUUCUUCCCUUUAACCAUGAAAGUCCCAAGGAUUCAGUUUACGUCAUCAGGUAUAGCAGCAAACCUACUACUGCUAUCUGCUAGCCAUAUUAACUGCUCUUUAGGUACCAUUUUCUUACUUUUGUUCAAGAAAAUGAUUUAGUUUCUUUAACACCUAAUUUAUUGAUAUUAUCAUGAAAAUGGUGCAUUUUAAAAUUUCCUAUACCUAUUAAGUAAUUGUAAUUUUAUCUUUUAUAUUGUUAAUAUAAUGUUCAUUUGCUGACCGUAUGUUGAAACAUCCUUGUAAAAUAGGAGUAAACAUGACAUUAGUAUGUGAACUUUUAAAUGUGCUACUGGAAUGUUAUUGUUGGUUUUGCCCCUUUCUGAAAGUAAAAUUCGUUUAGAACAAUUCUACCUUCAAUUACAAAAGAGUUUGGAAGUGAUUUGAUUUUUCUAGUCUUUCACUUCACCUGCACUGACCUAUUAUUCUUUUCCUUUGACAUGUAUGGAUUUGGUUUUUUUUUUCUUUCCAGUUCUGAUUUGUUGGAGUUAAUUUCACAUCCAGCCAGCAGAAGUUGUUUAUCAGCUAUAUUUCUCUGUUAUAACCUUGGGGUCUUUAAUGUAUACUAUAACAUCAUCCACAAACAGUGAAAACUUGGCUUCUUCCUUUCCAAUUUAUACCCCCUUGAUCUCCUUUUGUUGUUUAAUUGCUCUAGCGAGAACUUUGGGUACUAUAUUGACAAGACAGGAAGAGAGGGGGCAGACUUGUUCCUGGUUUUAGUGGGAUUGACUCAAGUUUCUCUCCAUUUCAUUUGAUGUUGGCUGUCAAUUUGCUAUAAAUGGCUUUUAUUAUGCUUAUGUAUAUGCCAUGAAUUCCUGAUCUCUUCAAGACUUUUGAUAUGAAAAGUCAAAAAAAAUUUUUGAUCUUUUGAUACUUUUGAUAUUUUGUCAAAGGCUUUUCCAGCAUCUGAUGAGAUGAUCAUGCAAAUUUUCCUUUGAGUUUGUGUAUAUAGUGGAUUGUGUUGAUGGAUUUUUCAUUUACAUCCUUGCAUCCCUGGGAUGAAGCCUACUUGUUCCUGGUGAAUGAUGGUUUUGACGUUUUCGUGGAUUCAGUUGCCAGAACUGAGUUGAGUAUUUUUGCAUCAAUAUUCAUGAGCAAUACAUGUCUGAAGUUUUGUUGGGUCUUUGUGUGGUUUAUGUAUCUGAGUAACUGUGGCUUCAUAAAGUGAUUUAGGUAGUAUUCCUAUUUUUGUGGAACAGUUUGAAGAGUAUUGGUAUUUGUUCCUCUUUGAAGAGCUGGUAGAAUCUUGCACUAAAACCAUCUUUUAGUUGGUCGGUUUUUAAUAGACUGCUUCUAUUAGCUUAGUGGUUAAGGGUCUGUUUAGUUUACCUAAUCUUGAUUAACAUUGGUACAUGGUAUCUGUCUAGAAUGCUAUCCAUUUCAUCUAGAUUUUCCAGUUUUGUUAAGUAUAGGCUUAGUAAGAUCUGAUAGGUUUUGGAAUUUCCUCCCUUCCUGUUAUGUCUCCACUUUCAUUUCAGAUUUUGUUAAUCUGGAUACUUCCUCUGGGCCCUUUAUUUACUUUGGCUAAGGGUUUAUAUUGUUGAUUUUCUCAAAGAACUAGCUCUUGGUUUUGUUAAGUCUUUGUAUUGUUUUGUUUCUAAUUGGUUGACUUCAGACUUGAGUUUGGCUAUUUACUGCCAUCUACUCCUCUUGGGUGUGUUUGCUUCUGUUUGUUUUAGAGCUUUCAAGUGUGCUGUUAAGUUGCUAGUAUAGGAUCUCUUCAGUUUCUUUAUAAAGGUUCUUAGUGCUAUGAAUUUUCCUCUUAACUCUGCUUUCAUUGUAUUCCAUAAGUCUAGGUAUGCUGUGCCUUCAUUUUCAUUUAAUUCUAUAGUCUUUCAUUUCUUUCUUCAUUUCUUCCUGGACCAAGUUAUUAUUGAAUUGUUCAGUUUUCAUGAGUAUGUGGACUUUCCAUUGUUUUUGUUGAUUGCAGUCCAGCCUUAGUCUGUGGUGAUCUGAUAGAAUACAUGGGACUAUUUCAAUGUUUUUGUACCUUUUGAGGCUUUUUACGUGUCUAAUUAUAUGGUCAAUUUUGGAGAAGGUUCAUGAGGUGCUGAGAAGGUAUAUUCUUUUGUUUUGGGGUGAAAUGUUCUGUAGAUAUCUGUUAAGUCCAUUUGGAUCAAAUGUUCUCUUUUCAAGUUCAAGGUUUCCAGUUUUAAUUGAACAAUCUGGUUUUGAGCCAGUCUUAUAAUUUUCUUUUCACUGUACUCUUCAGUUACAGAAUUUGGCUUUGCUUUCCAUAGUUUUAUUGAAACUCAUCUGCUUAUGUAUUGUUUUUCAGAUUGUACUUUCCCAGUUCCCUUGUAGUUUUCUCUAUUCUUAACUCAUUUUAAAUUGUCAGUUAAUAUGCCUUUUUUUUGUCUUAUUUUGAGUCAGUUACUGGAACGGACUUGUAUUUGUUGAUGGCCUUGUUUUUUAUACACAAAUAUGUACAUGUAUAUGCAUGUGUGUGCAUAUGCAUAGGUUCUAAGUCAGAGGACAACCUCCACUUUCUUAACUAGGAAUACUACCCACCUCUGUUGAGAUAGUCUCUCCUUGGGUCACCAAAUAGGCCAGACUGGCAAAUCACUUAACUCUUUAGAUUCUCUUCCUGCUACCCCAGCACCGGGACGGCAAAUAUCCACCAAUGUACAUGACAUUUUCAUAUCAGUUCUGGGAUUUACCCUCAAAGCCUCAUGCUUUAAAGGCAAGCAUUUUACCAAAUACACUACCAAACGGAUAUCUUCCAAGCCUUGUUGUUUUUUGUUUUUUGUUUUUUUUUUUGUUUUUGUUUGUUUGUUUUGUAUUUCUGAUUAUAUUGGGAGAGUGUUCUUUGAUUUUGGCAUGCAUCCAUUGGAUUUUCAAUCUGGUUUGAAUGAGCUAAGACCUAUUGUAAGUACAAGAAUCAAGAUACAGUGGUUCCUACAGUAGUAAGGGCAAAACAAUGUAGUUUCCUUCCAGAUUUAUCAGCUAAGAAAUCAAAAAAAUUUCCAAGGUUACUCAGCCACCAAAGCUGUGGAUACCUAUGGUGCUGCCUCAAAUGAAACUAUUUCAAUGUUACUCUUAGAAAUCAUUUUUGAUGUGUAGAAAUGAAACUUAUGUAGUGAUAUUAUUUUUGCACUGUUACUUUGCUGAAUUUACUAUAUACAAUCUUAUGAGGAAUCUUGCUUUUUCUAUAUAUGUGAUCAGAUAUUUAUUACUUCCUUUCCAAAUUUCCUGUGUAUUGUUUGUCCAGCUAAACCACCCACCAUUAUGUUGACUAGAAGUGGCAAAAUUUUGACGUUUUAUUCUUAUCAAAGAAAAAUUAAAAUUUAGUACUACACUGCAAGGUUUUUAUUUUUAGGUAUUCUGUUUUCUAUUCUCUUCUACUUUUACAAUGUGUUCUUCAUUGAUGUCUGUGAUCCAUUUUCACUUACUAUUUUUUAUUUACUGAGUGCAAAGUCUGUAUCUAGAUUCUUAUAUUUUCCAUGUGGUUAUCCAUUAUUUUACCACAAUUUGUUGUGAAAAAACGUAUUUUCUCCAUUGUUUUACUUUUGUUCCCUUAUUGCAGAUUAUUUGAGUGAACUUAGUAUGUUCUAUUUUGACAUGCUACUUUUUCCUUUCCUCUUUACUUACCUAUUAUUUUAUAAGUAUUAUAGUUUCUGGACCCCUGAAGCUUUACAGCAAUGCAUUAAAAUGUCAAUUUUAAAUUAUCCUUUAAUAUUAUGUUGCUUAUUUUCUUUCUUUAAGAGUCCAUUUUCCAAUACUGAUGGAACAUAUUCGCAUUUUGCUUAAGGUCGCAUUUAAUGUAGGGAUCAGCAUGGGUUAUUGGACAUUUAGCAAUACUGAAAAUAUUUUGUACUUAUUUCUAUCUGUUUUGCUUUGUGAUGACAAUUCCAAAUUCCACUCAUUAACUUUUAGCAUAUAGGAAUGUGACUGAGUUUUGUAUUUUAACUUUAUAUCAUGUAGCCUUGCUGUGGUCACUUAUUAGUUACAGAAUUUUAUAUGUGUCUUUUCAUGUCUCUACAAUGCCACCUAAAACCAAAAUUUAGCUUCUUUUUUAACAAUAUCUAUAGUAUCUUUAUUUUGGCCAAUUAAGAUUUUUCUUAAUUAUUUUGAAAACUGAGUGGGUGUCAUCCUUGCCUUUUUCUUCUGUCAAUUAUUAUGUUUGGUAUACAUUUUUGGUAAAUGUUAUUUACAAAUUGAUUUCCUUGUAGUGUUUACUUGUGUUUUUUUUUUCUUUUAUCUUGAGUUGAUAGGGAAUUUUGUCAGAUGCACUUUUGUGUCCAGAGAUAUAAUCAUGCAACUUAUUUUUGCUUUUUGUGAUCACUUACCUGAGUUUUUAAUAUUCCAGAUAUUGUGUGUGUGUGUGCGCGCGCGCAUGCACAUGCAUGCGCACACUUAUUGUUUCUGUUUUGUAUUAUGAGUUGGUAAGGAAUGUUGUCAGGUUUUUGUGUCUAGUCAAAUAAUCAUGUCACUUUUUUUCUUUUUGUGCCUUGUGAUCACUUACCUGAGUUUUUAGUGUUCCAAAGGUUUUGUGUGUUUGUUUUGUUUGUUUUGUAUUAUGAGUUGGUAAGGAAUGUUGUCAGAUUUCUGUGUAGUGAAAUAAUCAUGUAACUUCUUUCUUGCUUCUUCUGUCUUGUGAUCACUUACCUGAGUUUUUAAUGUUCCAGAGUUCUUGGGUUUUUCUUUUUUCUUUUUUUAAUCAUGGGUUGAUAAAAUUGUCAGAUACAUGCUUGUUGUGUUCAGUGAUAUAAUCAUGUAACUUCAUUUUGCUUCUUGUGAUCACUUACCUGAGAUUUUUUUUUUUUUUGGUUCUUUUUUUUUUUCCGGAGCUGGGGACCGAACCCAGGGCCUUGCGCUUCCUAGGCAAGCGCUCUAACCACUGAGCUAAAUCCCCAACCCCUACCUGAGAUUUUUAAUGUUCCGGAGUUUUUGUGUUUGUUUUGAUUCUGUUUUGUAUUAUGAGUUGGUAAGGAAUGUUGUCAGGUUUUAGUGUCUAGUCAAAUAAUCAUGUCACUUUUUUGUUUGUGUGUGUGUGUGUGUGUGUGUCUUUUGAUCACUUACCUGAGUUUUUAAUGUUCCAAGGGUUUUGUGUGUUUGUUUUGUUUCUGUUUUGUAUUAUGAGCUGGUGAAGAAUGUUGUCAGAUUUCUGUGUAGUGAAAUAAUCAUGUAACUUCUUUCUUGCUUCUUCUGUCUUGUGAUCACUUACCUGAGUUUUUAAUGUUCCAGAGUUCUUGGGGGUUUAUUUUUCUUUUAUCUUGAGUUGAUAAGGAAUUUUGUCAGAUACAUGCUUGUUGUGUUCAGUAACAUAAUCAUGUAAUUUCUUUUUGCUUCUUGUGAUCACUUACCUGACUUUUUGAUGUUACACAUGUUUUGUGUGUGCUUGCUUUUUUUCUGUUUUGUAUUAUGAGUUGGUAAAGAAUGUUGUCAGAUUUCUUUCUAGUAAAAUAAUCAUGUAUCUUCUUUUUUGCUUCUUUUGUCUUGUGAUCACUUACCUGACUUUUUAAUAUUCUGGAGGGCCUUGUGUGUGUUUGCUUUGUUUCUAUUUUGUAUUUUGAGUUUGUAAAAAAUGUUGAGAUUUCUGUAACUUGUUUUGUUUCUUGUGUCCUGUGAUCACUUACCCAAGUUUUUAAUGUUCUUGAAUUGUUUGGUUUUCUUUUGUCUUUUUUUUUAUGCAUGAGUUGAUAAAGAAUUUUGUCAGAUGUACAUUUGUGUCCAGUGAUAUGUAACUUCUUUUUCCUUCUUGUGAUCACUUACCUGAGUUGUAAGUUCCAGAAGUUUUCUUGUUUUUUUUUAUCACGAGUUAGUGAAGAAUGUUGUCAGAUUUUUUUGUAUCUACUGAUGUAGUCAUAUAAUUUUUUUUUCUUUUUUGCUUCUUGUGUCUUGUAUCAUUAACCUGGGUUUUUAAUGUGCAGAGUUGUUGUUGGUUGUUGUUUCUUUUAUUAUGAGUUUGUAAUUGUAUCCAGUGAUAUACUUGUGUAACUUCUUUUUGGCUUUUUAUAAUUGAGAUUUUAAUGCUCUGGGCUUUUUGUCUUGUUUCAAUGAGUUGGUAAAGAGUGUCAAAUUUUGUGUCAAGUGUUAUAAUCAUGUAAUUUCUUUUUGCUUCUUGUGUUUACUUACCUGAGAAUUUAAUGUUCUAGAGGGCCUUUUAAAAUUGGUAAAGAAUUUUUUUCAGAUGCAUUUUUGUGUUCAAUAAUAUAACCAUGUAACUUCUUUUUGCAUCUUGUGCUUACUUAACUGAGCAUUUAAUGUUCCAAAGGGCUUUUUAAACAUCAUGAAUUAGUAAAGAAUUUUGUCAGAUGAACUAUCAUAUCCAGUGAUAUAAUCAUGUCAUGUAACAUUUUUUCUUCUUAUGAUUACUUACCUGAGUUGUUAGUGUUCAAAGGGUAUUUUUUAAAUCAUGUGUUAUUAAAGAAUUUUGUCAGGUUCACUUGUAGCCAGUGAUAUAAUCAUGUAACUUUUUACUUCUUGUGCUUCCUUGAGGUUUCAUGUUCCAGAGUUGUUGUUUUUACCAUGAGUUAGUAAAGAUUUUCUUCAGAUGUUUAUUUCUGUCUGGUGAUAUAAUCCUGUAACUUCUUUUUUGCUUAUGACCACUUACCUUAGUUUUUAAUGUCCCAAAAUACUGAACAGUUGUGAUAUUCUUGAAUUAGGCAUAUUAAUGCUAAUAUAUGUAUCUAUUAUAGCUAGCAUGUAUGCUAAUGCUGUGUAGUGUAUUGGUUUACAUGAGAGCAUGAGUUACUGGUGUUUAGCUUGUUUGGAAUGUGCUGUCUGCUACGAAAAUUAGGGCAAUGUUGGCAUCAACAAAUGAGUUAAACAAUAUUAUCUAUCUUCUAAAAGACACUAUAGAAACUUUGGUAUAAGUUCUUCCACAGUAAAUCCAUUCAAGCAUGGUGCUUUCUGUUUGGGUUGCCUAAUAUCUUCUUUGUGAUGUGUGACAUAUUUUCCAAGAAGUUGAUCCAUUUCACUCAUUUUCAUCCUCUAUUAUUUUAACACCCCGUCUUUUAUUUCUGAUGUUAAUGAUUCAUGCCUUGUCUUUCUUGUUUAGCUAGCCUGAUUAGAGGAUUUCUUGAUUUUACUUAUUAAUGCAAUAAACAUUUUGUUUAAUUGAUUUCCUGCUCUAAUUUCUAUUAUUCCACUUUCUUUCUUUCUCUUGUUCCUUUUAACCCAUUGUUGUUGUUCUAAUUUCUUAAGCAUAAAGAGUAACUCAUUGUUAAUACUUUAUUGUCAAUGGUAUGAAACUGCUUCAAACACUGUUUUCACUGUAUCACAAACUUGAUGUUACAACAUUAACAUUUUCUCUUCAGAGUUCUUUGAAUCAUGUGUUUACUUAAACAUGCUUAAUAAUCAGGUCUUAGGAUUUCAAGAUUAUUCCCUCUAUUAUCCCAUACACCUUUGAAAAUUAAUUACACUCUAAGGGCACUCCAUCACUCUAUUUAUAUUCUUUCAACUUUGUUAGGAUGUGUGGUGCAGCCUUGAAACUGAUCUAAUUCGGUUGGAUAGAUUUAAACAUAAGAGUAAUGCAUAUUCUGAUUUUGAAAAUAUUCUAUAGGUGUAUGGUAUGGUUAGUUAGUGGUGAGGAUCAUUUCAGGUAUGUCCUGAAUGAUUUUCAGACUAAAAGCACUUAAUUUUAACAGGAAUACGAAAGUGUCCAACUCUGAAAGAGUGUUGUGUCAUUAAGGUCUAUCAGAUUUUGAAGUUGCACAGUCUUGAGAAGCACACACAUUUAUAGGUGUUUUAUUUUCUUGGCAAAUUAUCUUCUUUUCUUAUUUGAGGUCUACUCUACCUCAAUAGUGCAACACACUUUUCUUUUGUAGUGUUAGCACUAUAGGUUGUGUUUUUCAGUUUGCUUAUGUUUACUUUGUAUGUCGUUGUACUUAAUAUUAAAUAUUAAAUGAAGGUUUCUUGUAAGCAGUUAGAUCCUGUUUAUUUUAUACACCAUGACAAAUUUAUAAUUGGUAUAGUUAGACCUCAAAGUGCUUACUGGUUAUCUAUGUGGAAUAAUGUCUGCCAUAUUUACUCAUGGUUUUUAUUUUUUGUAUUCAUUCUUCAUAGAUAGUUUUGGCUUCUGUGUUUUCAUAUGUAUUUCCACCAUUUGCCAUUUUCAAACUUCAUGUUCAGUCAGAUCCAUGUAACAUUUUAUUUGUCAAUGUCCUGAUUUUUAGGGGAGGAAAAAAUUUUCUCAACAUGAUAUACAUCACUAAACUCUUCUUCAUAAGUGGAACUCAUCUGGUGUGACUUCAAUGUAUUUAUUAAACUUCUCUGGCUUCUGGGUCUAACUUACUAGCUUACUUAUUAGAUUCCAGGAUACCUUGCUAAUCUCACAACACUGGAUUCAAGUAACCUGAUACUGUCAAAAAAAAAAGAUUGAGGAAAGGGAGAGAGGAAAAGAAAAGCUAUUUGUCAAGACAGGUUUCUUCAGAAGCCUGACAUUAAAGUUCAUAGCUUUCUUUCCCCUACAGUACAGAUGCUAUUACAAAUACCAGCCUCAGUGUACCAUUCUUCCUUAUAUAUCUGUUAAGUUUGGAAAAGAAAAAUCUAUCAGGAAAACAAAUUUAUCAUCCUGCACAUUUUUUCAUAAAUCCUGCCUUUGUGUAACCUAAGAGAACCUCAUAUGUUAACCUUUUAGAAAAGACAUUUCCAUGUGAUUACUUUUUAUUGAAAUCUGACACCUUAGAAUCUUUUAAAUCCUCAAGAAAUAAGAUAUUCAAACUAAAAUGUUUCAUUUUAAAAGAAUUUUGAUUUAAGAAUAUGGCAAAGCUAGUUUUGAAAUUCUCAUCAACAUACUCAAAUUGAUGAUCUAAUAUAAUCUUACCAUUGCUUUCCUUUUUAUCCUUCACAAUAGAGCGCAUUUUGGCUUUGACAGUUUUGUAGAUUUUACUAAACUGACUCAGGCAUGGGAUGAUGUGCUUUGGAAGCCUAGCUUUUUUUCAUCAACACUGUGCUUCGGGAGAUUGGAUGCCGAUGGAAUUUUAAAUUUUGUUUGUGCUAGCAAGCACUCUACUGUCAUGAGGCUACAUUCCCAGCCCUAUUGAGUUUUGGGGAGCUUUUUACAUAUUUUGAUGUUUUGUCUUAGUCUGUAGCUUAUAUUUUUUAUUAUGUUUACCAAUGUCUUUAACUCUUUGAAAUAACUGCUUUAAGUAUUUGUCUAGUAAGUCCAAUCACUGAGCUUCAAGAUCUCUUUGGAUACUGUAAUUUUUCUUGAAAGCAUAGCAAUCCUUACAUCUAAACUCUAGCAGUUAAAUCACAAAUUUGGUUUUUCUACCCAAAUUGAUUCCAGCAAUGUCUAUUGUAAUAUGUUCUGAUUCUCUGUGUCUACCUGUCCCUCUCCUUCCCUCUCCCAUCCCUUCCUUUUGCCCUCAUUUUGGAGGCCAUGUCUCACCCUUUUCAUUUUUGAUACAUAAAUGGAAUUGACUUUUCUGUUAAUUCACCAUUUAACUUGUUGAGAUACUGUAAUUUCUAAGCUUUUUUAUAUAUUGAAAUGUAUAUAUUUCAGGUGUUUUCUGAAAAAUUUUGAUGAAAUUUACACUCAACAUUCUAACUUUACAACAUUCUAGUUUGAGUUUAUACCAACAUAGUUUCAAUAUAGUUCCUUUCAUUUACACUUAGUUCAUUAUAAUAGAGAGGUAAAAAGGAGAGCAGGAUUCUUCCAGCUUUUACAACUUAAUUAAAAAUCCUAUACAGCUAUAUCCCCUUCAAGUCUAUAUGGUUUCAAUUGUGUGUUUAUGAUAUAAAUAUACCCAAUAACAUAGGAUAUAUAUGCUAGAUGUAUGUACUGUGUUCUUUUAUCACAAGAAAUAAUAAACAUUAAAAAUUUAGAUACUAUAUAUAAUAUUGACUUUUAUAUUUUAUGUAGCUACCUGGUCCUCAAAUUCUGUGCUUGUCUAUGUGGUUUUCAGUUACUUUCUAGUCCCUUUUGAUUUGAACCUAUAUUACUUUCUCUAAUAGUUUUUAAUAGAGCCAGUAUCAUAUGAGAUUCCCAGGUUUUAUUUAUUUAAGAAGCUCUUAAGCUUGUUAUUUCUCCAUGUUUGUAUAAUUUUGCUGGAUAUAAAAUUGUUGGUUGACAGACUUUUUCUCACAUUACUUAAAAAUGCUAUUGUUCUUUCUGAAAACAAACAAAUUAAUUGAAUUGAGAAUCACGACAUGAUAAGCCAAGUCUUUUUUUCUUUUCAUAGUCUGUUCUGUCUUUCAAUAAUUGAUAGUGUAUUUUUUCUGUGACUCUUAGCUUUUGUUUCUGGGUCCUUUUGCUUAUUAUGCUCCUGGACAUAAAGAUUUUUGUCUUUAAUCAAAUUUGGUGAGCUUGUGGCCACUAUUAUGUCAAUUAUUCUUCCUGUCCCUUCUUUCACCUACUUUGAUUUCCAACAUAGAUAUUAGUACACUUGGAAGUUUAUCAUCGAAUUCUCAAGAUGCUCACUUUUUCUCCUGAUGCUCAGGCUUGAUCCUUAAGUCCAUUCAUAUCCAUUCAGAUCCGCUGAUAAAACUCUCUAAUGGAUUUUUUUUAUUUGCUAAUACUUUUCAGUUCCAGAAUAUGUUUAAUUCCAUUUUCUUUCUCUGUUCUCUUGGUUUUCUUUAGUUCUUUAUUAUUUUCUUUUUAUCUUUCAGCAUAGUUUAGACUUUUUACUUUAUUAUUUUAUUUUAUUAUUACUGAGAUUACUAUACAUGCCAUGGUUAGGGCAUUUCUAGGUUAGGGAUCAAUUUUGUAUGGCUCUCUCCUUGCACCUUUAUGUGGAAUCUAGAGAUCAAUUCAGGUCACCAGGUUUAAGCAACAAGUCGCUUUACCAGCUGAAACAUUCCCUAGCCUAAUUUAAAACAAUUAUUUUUGUCAAGUUAAGUCCAGUGUCUGUGCUUCUUUCAGUCUUCUGUGGGGGCCUUCUUAUUUCUUUCUCUGUAUACUCUAGAAUAUUUUUGUUUAAAGUUGUAAUUUUCAAUUUUUGAUAACUAUGGACAUUAGAUUCUUUUCUGCCUCCAGCUUUUUAAAUGUUAUAUAACUGGGCUUAAGCUAUUUUUAUUCAUAAGCUAUUUUUUUAUGAAGUUAUGUGUGGUCUUUGAUGGUCUGUUCCUUUUAUGUUCAGUUCAUUAUGACAGAGAGGUAUAAAAGGAGGGCAGUAUUCUUCCAGCUUUUGCAAAUUAACUGGAAUUUUCCUUCACUAGUUAGACUACUCCCAAUCCCAUCUUUGCUUUCACUUGUAGCUUGAGUUAAGCAUAGAAAUCUGCUAUAGGUACUGGUUUAUAGUGUUGUCAGGGCAUUUUUUUUCACAUCCAGCUCUGUUUUAUAAGUUAUUAGCAAUACUAUUAUUUUAAAGGCUCUAAACUUCCAGAGAAGCCCUCUGUAGAUUGUCAUCUGAGGCUUUUCAUUGGACUGCUGUGUGCUUCCACCACUGAUCAUUGCCCAAGUCACUAUAGCUGCUCUGAAUUUCUUCAAGUGUUUGCAAAUACUGCCCACUAUUUGAGAAAAUUUGUAAUUAGGAUUUGGAAAAAUAAUGCAGUCACCUUACAUCAGACUUUCAGGCUACUCACAAACAGUAUGAAACAAAAAAUAAUUAUUUUAGAACAAGGUCAAAACUGCACCCUCCAGAAACAAGGGCCAGGGUCUAUACUAGCAUCUUUAACACUGCCACCAAAUCAGGCUGAGAGGAAAGGCGAGUAUUCAAGAACAAGUGAAAAUGUCACAAGUUCCUGUCAUUUUUGCAGAAGCUUGUUCUUUCCUCCUACCAUAUGGUUUAGUUCCAGGGGUUGAAUUAAGUUUGUUAAUCUUGGCAGCAAACACCUUGAUCAACUGAGCCAUCUUGCUGGCCCCCUACCACUUUUUAAUUGGCUGUUUCUUUUUGUGAUAUUCACUUGAUUGCUGUAAAUUACUGACUGCUUCCCAGAAAUAAUCACCGACAUUAAUUCUGAGUUUCUAUAGAAAUAUUUCUGUGGAGGGGGGCACCUUAUUUUUGUUGACACUAUUUAGCAUCCUCACUCUUUUGACAGAGCAUCUUAAGCCUCUUCUGGCCUUUUGCAUCUACAGGCAUACAAUGGUAGGUAGAUUCUCCUCUCAUGAGUAAUUUCUAUGUAUUUGGCCUCCUGUUGAAGCAAUCAUAUAUGGUUUUAUUUUGUCAAUCAUAUAUGGUUUUAUUUUGUUGUCAUUGUUAUUGGGAUUGCUUGUUCUGAUUUUUCGACUAAGUGGAGAGAUUUGAAGUCCAAGGGGGAAAAGUAGAAUGCUGAUAUUCUCCAAACAUUCCUGGAAGUCUUUAAAACUAUGCUUUUUCACAUGUGGAUUUUCCCACUCCUGGUCUCUACAGUUUCUUCCCCUGCUAAUACUACCAUGCUUGUUUGGGGGUUUGUUUGUUUUGAUGGUUCCCUUUCACUCUUCACUGGCCUCCCAAGUCUCCCUGGCUUUCCUUUGCUACAUUCCAUACAUAGCAGUCCCAACAUUCAUUUUGAUAAAAAGUGCAUCGAGCUAUUUUCAUUUGUAAAUGCUUUACCCCUUCCUAUCACAUUUUCUUGGGCUAGAUUCAUGGACAGAGAAUAACAAGAAACUUGUGCCAGCCACUUCCCAAGGAAGAGUUCUAGCCAACAGCUGGAAAUCGGCUUACAACACUCUUUAAAGAUCUACCAGUAUUGCAGAGUUGGAAUAUUGAUUGUCACUGAGGGCUUACUUUGCGAGGUUUCUUUCCAAUGCCUUUGGCCUAUCCUGCAUGCAGUUAAACAGAGCCCUGGUGUCAUAUCUGGUUAUUUCUUGUAUUAAGAAGCCUUUAGUAUGAAGACAACAUAAAUGGUAAAAGUUGGACAUGUGUGAGGACCCAUACUGCCUAUGUGUCCUCAAAACCAGGGAUGUUUUCUUUUCUUCUAUGUUCUUUGUAUGUGUCAUACAGCAGGGCUUCCAGCGUGGUUUAAUGAGCUGCCUGAGUAGUACAUCAACAUUUUCACUUUCAAGCCAUUUAACGUAAGUAAGUCAUAUGCCCUUCUGCUCUCUAAAAUAGGCUAGUUCGUAAGUAAACAGCACCCUCAUUUCUACAUGAUUUUUUUUUAAUUAUUUUUGGAAAUUCCUCAAAGAUGGACUAGUUUGCUUCUUGAGUCUACCUUGGCAACACUGAGAUGAAGAACACAUAGACUGCACCAAUGCUACCACACCCUUAUGUGAUGUUCAUGCUGAGGAAGUCAAAGAAGAGAGUCUCCCCCAGGCCCUGCCAGGGGUUCUUUCCCCUACCUCCUUCUACUCAUAGUCCUCCUGCAGCAAGCAGGGGUGAGGGAGCCAGUUUGAGUUGAUUACUUUUGACAUCAGUUGUUAACAUAAUUUUGACAUUAAGCUUUUCCCUAGCUCUGGGGUGAUUCUGACUAUGUCCAGGCUCUGGCUUGAGGAACCAUGGGGAGCCUCUGGGGCCCCAGAUCUGGCCUUGCUGGAGGCAGCCUGGGAAGAGACCUGAGUUUCUCAAGCACACGCCUUCCAGGCCUGGGGGUGGGGCCCCAGCAGAUGUCUGGAUUUGGUAGCCAGGGCCUGGAGCCGGAUGCUGAGAAUGAGGCCUGCAACUCAUUUCCCCAUUAAACAUUCUGAGAACAUCUGCACCAGUUUCCAAGGCUUCUCCUUAAUUGCUUUGAUUAUUGUGUGAAGUUAAGAACUGGCACAUUUCCGUGAUGUUGUGAUGAAGGUGAAAAGAUCGCUCUUAAUUAGAUUAAAAACAUUUUUUUCUUCCUGUGUAAUUUCUCCUUGAAAAUCAAGGCCACUUUUUUGUUUUCUUCAUUCAAAGACCUCCAGAAACUUUCCUCCCCACCUCUCCAGAGGUUUCUGGGGAAUGUCCUGUGAGCUCAACUUUUGGAGAAGAUAAUGCUUAACCCAGAUUCCAUUGUAUAUUAAAGUUUCCUGGGGCCGUUCUUGCUGCCUGGAACCUUCUCUUGCAAAUGUGUCUUGGGAGACCUGGACAGUGACUUCUUGCAGCAUGGAAAGCUGGAUGGACUAAUUUAGUUCUGCAGGCAGCUGUGCUACUCACGCUCAGCUUCCUGGGCUCACUUAGGGCCUGCUCUGUCAUUGCCUGUCCUCCUUAGCACCUUACUACUCAGACCCCCCACCCUUGGGCCCACGGAACCAUUUACUCUGAGAUUUAUGUUAGGCCUGAUAUCUCCAUUAUGAGAAAAGGCAUCCAGGGCAAAGUCUCCAGUACUAUGAACUCUGUAGUUCAACAAAGCCUAGCAUUGUUCCUAGGAUUUCUUGGGAUUCCAUAGGUCAUCUUUAACAGAGAUGUCACUGUCCAUCUCAAGUUAAAUGUAUCCUUCAGUCUUUGCUUGAACACAAAAUACAGCAUGUUCCAUAAUGUGCUGUAAACACAGGGUAUAGAGAGAAACUCUCUAAAUAUGUUUGCAUUAGAACAGUAGAAAGUCCGUGAACAGCUGUACGAAGCACCUUUCUCAGAGUUUCCUGGCCAGUGUAGAGCUGAAGCUGGAGCCUUGGGUCAGAUUUUUCUAGCUAACCUUCCUCCCUGUCCUCUACCCUGCAAAGCCUAACAAGGCUGUCUUGGUGUGUUUACUGUUUGUUGUUACUGUUUUGUCUUGUUUGCUGUGUUUUGUAACCUAGACUUACCCUCAGACCUAUCUCCUCAGGCUCAUCUCUUACCCCUAGCUUUAUAUACUCCUGGGUGCUCUUGGUAAUGGAUGGCAGAACCAAUUCAAUCUAGAUAAGGACAAAUGGGACCUUUUUCUAGUUUACAGAUCUGAACCCAGCUGUUCCAGACACAGCUGGACCUAGUCCAGUAUGCUCUUUCUCUCCUUCCCCUUCUACCAUGUCCCUUUUUGUUCUUUGCCCCUCUCUCUCUCUACCUAAAGAUACAUGUGUAGUUAUACUCAUCUGUGUCCUUAAGCAGCCAUUUUCCAAUGAGGGUAAGGUUCGCCAGUUUACAUGUACCAGGAGAAAGAUGCCACAAACUCUUUCCAAGUGAUUUCUACCACAGGCUCAGGCGAGGUUCUCAUUGCUGCCAACCAAAGUACGAGGCAUCUUUAUAUGUGCAACUAUGUUUCUGAAGCUGUGGUCUAGCUACAAAGCCCCCUCUAGAAAUAACCAAUGGAUUCCUCAAUCUUACACACUGGGGAGUAGGAAAAUAAGGACCCCUCUAAGGAAGAUUCAGUGAACUAUUUCCAGAAGCCAGGCCUGGUUGCAGAGUUCGCAAAAACAACAGGUGUCCACUCAAGCAAGGUAUUUUCCUAAGCGGAACUGGGUACCAGCUGUGAAUAUACAUUUACACUGCACUCUUGCCUUGUUCCUGGCAGCUGUUGUGGGAAUGGCUUUUACACUUUCUGUCCUUGUCUCUUAGUUUUCCCCUCUGAGUGAAGACACAGGUGGUGGUGGGUCUGGUCUGGCUCGGGGUCUGUGAACAGGGCAUAGGCAGCUGGCACAGGCUGUGGGGCUGCAGCUCAGCAAUGUCACGCAGGACCUGGCUGCAGCUGUCCAGAUGCCCUAGGGAGGGUUUUUCCUUCAUGGGGCAGGAUCCACAGGGCUUUGGCAAAUCCACCAAGACGGGGAAAUUGAUUGAGAGGGAAUAGGGGGAGGACAUAAGCAGCUUGUUUAUUCCAUGGGAGUGAGCUGGCUCAGGGGACUUGCCUGUGCCAGGCAUUGGAGGUGACAUGGGAGAGGAUGAGAGGAAGGUUCCUGUGCUGAGGGCCAGGCACACAUAAGCCCCACAGCAAUUGAGGGGGCGAUAUCCAGAGCCUUGGGGGAGCUCAUGGCAGAAGGUGGUUUAGGUUACAUCUGGGUGAUCAGGCAGGAUUAUAAUCAGUUAGGAGGAGGAGGGCAGGGGUGAGCAGCUGGGUGAAGUUACUGACACCAGCAAGUCUCAGCAGAGGGCAGUGAGCAACAGGGUGGCCUGGGGCCUUGGAGAGAGUUGGACUUGGAGCGCUUAAAUGAUGACUGGGUGUACAGAGGGAGAGUCUGGGAGCUCAAUGCAGGAGAAGUGACGCAAGGAAGGGGGAGAUCUUGGAGAGCUUGGGAAGAAAGAGCUCUGUGUCAUUGGGUCUCUUGGGCAUCUUAAGGACAGACUGGAGGAGGUGGGCAAGUAGGGACACUUACAUUGUACUAAUCCCUAGAUGAUGAGGGCAAGGCAAAUACAGGAAGCUUGCAUGAACUAAUGUUUCUCUGACUUCUAAAUGCAUCAUUCAUUCAAGUAGAAAAUACAUAUACUGUAAGGAAGGAAAUGAAAAUCAUUUGAAGUCCUUUAAUCCACAGGGAAACAUAUUGCAUUUUGAUCUAUUUCCUUCCAGUCCUUUUUUCCUUCAAUACUUAAGUAAAAUGCAAAUCACCCUAAUGAGUAGGCCCUUUGGCUGAGAAGAAAGAUGCUUCGUACAGUCUGGUUUUGGUUCUCUUGAGAGAGGGUGAAACUUGGCAGUGGGUAGCCCCAGCUGGGGCAGUUGCCACGCCUGAGGCUACAUUCGCCAUUCCAGACCUCCCAUUUUCCUAGAAAACAAAAUUGUUUUGUUCUGCCCUGCACACUUAGGUCCAGAUUCUGGCUCUGACAAGACAGAAGCAGCCAAGGAAUGAAAGCAUCAAAAACUAGGAUCGUUUUAGGAAAAUGUGACUUCACUGUCAUUAGGAAACAGUACUUUUCCUCCAGGACCAGGUACUCUGACACUGGUUAUUUCAGCAGAGAACACCUGACAUUGCUCUAGUGUCCUCUAGUGUCUAAGUGUUCAGAUGACCCUUGUCACAUUCACCAUGAUCUCACAUUUUGCUCUGCAGUAGGGCUACCUUUUCACAUCUUUACGAAAGACCAACUCUGGGCUCUUCAGAGAUGGGGGUGAUCAAUGGGGCUUCUCAGAACACAACACUUGCCCCAAGCUCUUGCCUAAGAGGAGCACCACCAGUACGAAUAAGUUGAAACUCUGCUCUAUCAACUCCCUUCCAGAGUCUUUGAGAUGUCUGACCUGGCUGUGAAUACAGAUCCAAAUGCAAAGUGGGUGGCAGUCCUGGCUAGUGUUUCUCUAGGUAAGGGGUGGCACCCCUAUAGUCUCUGAAACAUGCCUAGCAGACAACAGUCUCUCCUUUUGACUUGGAAAAACAACUGUGCUGAGCCCCUCUCUGACCCUCACUGCAGGGGCCCCAUGAACCCUUCCCAGGAUUAAACCAAAGAGUCCACAUUCCUCUCUGGCAGGUGCAGGCCCCGCCCGCUGUGGAGAGCCAACUGAUGUGCACAUUUUAAUUUCCUAAUACCUGGACUGAGCCUUUCUCAGGGUUGAGGGGCUCACCCUGGGCCCUCAGGCUUGGAGAUGGCACUUGUCAUUCUGGGUGUGUAGAACACAGCCCCCUCUUCCAGUCACCUCUUUGCUGCUCCUUUCUUGUGUAUACAAGUGAUGCAAGCAUUGAAAUAUGUAUUUGUGUUCCUUUUCUUUCUUUUUUUCCAAAAGAACAUUUGAAUCCUGGAUGAAGUUUUAGCUGUGACUUGACAAGUGUAUAAUAUAACCCAGUACACUUGAAUCUCAGCCCUGAGUCUCUAGAAUGGGAACAGUUACAUCCUCCCACCAAGUCCCAGACCUGUGGGCCUUUUCUUAUGUACACAUUCCUCAAGGUUUACAGGUCUUUCCCUGGUCUCUCUGAGGAUGUCACAGGCACAGAGCCCUUUACUUGAGCCCUUCUUCCAGCUAGGACUAAGUAAUGUCUGUAUAGUUUCCUGCUGGAAGUCUGCCUGCCGCUGGCCCCCAUGGGCCAUGAGCUCCUGAGUUUAUUUACAUUUCCCUGAUUGCUAGUCAGGCACAACACCUUUCCACAAGCUCAUCAGACUUUUGGAUUCUUGUCUCAUUUUGAGGGGCGGGGGUGUCUUGCUUAUUUUUCGGUUAGGUCAUUUUUUUCAGUGCUAAAGAAUUAAACCUAAGGUCUUAUACUUAGUAGGAAAACGCUCUACCACUGAGCCAUCUCUAGCCCUCAUUUUGCUCUUUGAGAGUUAUCCUGAUUCACUGCUGUCCAGCCAAGGUAUUGAACUUAACAGUUCUCCUUCCUCAGCUUCCCAGGUAGCUAGGAUUAUGGACCUGCACCACCAGGCUUACCUACUUUUUCUUACUGAUUUACCUCACUUUUUUUUAUAUGUCAUAUUACUUUUUAAUCUCUUUGUACUAUUUAAAAUGUAGUUAAGAUAUUUAGGUUUUGGGGUUGGGGAUUUAGCUCAGUGGUAGAGCGCUUGCUACGCAAGCGCAAGGCCCUGAGUUCGGUCCCCAGCUCUGAAAAAGAAAAAAAAGAAAAAGAUAUUUAGGUUUUGACUCUAAAUGUGGCCAAAUUGGUAUUUUCCUUUUUGAUUACUGCUUCUUAGUUAUCCUAUCCCAAAGCAAUGAAGAUAUUCUUCUAUGUCCAGGCCUAUGGUCCUUCUAGUUCUAUUUGUCCUAAGCCCCUGAAUGCUGAGAAUGUAUUUUCAAUGUAUGCUGUGAAAAAAAUUGAGGGCCCAAUUCAGUAUCUUCCCUGUGUGAAUUUCUUUGUCCUUGAGUGUUUUAUUAAAAAGUCCAUCUCAUGAUAAAUAAGCCUUUAAUAUAUUACGAGUGGAUCAUAUUUAGGCCUAUUUUCUGACAUCUAGUCCUGUCCCACUAGCCAGUUAAAUCUCUCCUUGAAUCAGUUCCACACUGUACUAAUGACCACUAUGUUCUUGGGUUUGUUAGCCACCCUGAUCUUAAAGAAUGUUACUUUUUCCUGGUCUUUUACACUUCCAAAUAAAUUUUAGAAUCUGCUCGUCAGGGCAUUUACCACAAACAUUAGGAUUUUUGUUAAAAUUUAGUAAGCUUUUCUCCAGAAUUUUUUGAGUAUUUUAUCAAUGCAAUAAAGGCAGUUUUCUGUUUAUUUGUGUCUGUUCUGUGCUUUUCUUCAUACUUUUUAUCUAUAUGAACUUAAGAUUAUUUUCUACUAUUCUGUUUCUUUUCCCUUUUAAUUUGUGUUUUAUUUGCAUAUAUAUUACACAUACUUGUAAAAGAAAACCAAAAAUAGUUUUGCAAUGUACCUUUUGCUGCAGUGCCUUACAUAACUGUUACUUUGAUGAAAAUUAAAAUAAGCUUAAUUUGAUACAACACUGUUGAGCUAAAGUUUAGUCAUUCUCCCAGUUUAACUACUUCAUGCUCCCAGAGCCUGUCCAGUAUCUACCGUCACACUCAUGCAGCAGGUCCUCAGUGCCCUGUGACCUACAGCGGCUCCUCAGCCCUGUCACUGGAGUUGAUGCUUUUGAAAAAUACUCAUUAAAUGUCACUGCUACUCUGGGUCCGUUUUCUCCAAAGUAGAGUAGGGUUACAGGUUUGGUGAAUGUCAUGAAGGCAAGGUGCUUUUCUCAUUUUCUUCCAUCAACAUGGUGUUAACUUUACAUGAUUAAAUAGCUCACUGCAACUGACCUACUAUUUCAUCUUUAUUAUACCUAGUCGUUAAAAGCCAAGUCGCCAGGGCUGGCCAACAUUCAGAGAAUGAGGAAUUUCAUUCUAUCUCUUGCAAAGGCAUAUUAAAGACACUGUGAAUGUGUUAAAAUGCAAUUAAAAUUUAUUUUGGGACUAAGGAUGUAGCUUAGUGGCAGAAUGCUUGUCUACCAUGCACAAAGCCCUGGAUUCAAUCAAUGUCACUGGGGGAAAAAAAAAUCUCUGGGUAAGGGAGACUUUGAAGUCUGUACUUAAGAUUUCACCUACUAAUUUUAGCCUUCACCCAUGGAUCUUUCUUGAAGCAUUUCUGUGGUACACUUCUGAUUAACUCGUUCCUUUUACACUUGUAGGCAUCACUCUGUAAGAAAGUCCUUCGUCUCUUUUUCGGUAGUUUAUAAAUAUGGACUUGACAGUUGUCUUCCUGAGCUGUAACUGAAUAUUACUGUUUUGUCACUGAAUUUUUCUAGCUUUAGCCAGUUGUACAUGAGCCCUUUCGACAGGCUUUCCAUUCAUCUCCUUUUAGGUUCAUCAUGGAGUUUCCCUGUGCUAGCCCCCAGGAGCACCCAUUCUUCUACAGAGCUAUAUUUGCUCUUAUUGGUGAACUGACAGUGUUAGAAACUAGGAUCUGGGCACUGUGUGUGUAUUCUUUGCCACCAAAGGGUCAUCACCGUUUACAUCUCCUUUCAGCAGGUAGAACUAGGAAAUGUGCAUGUCCAUAACUGAAGUCUAUAUACACCCAUGUUCCGUUGUUUUUAUCUAUAUGCAGCUAACCCUGAGUUUAUACUGUUGAUACUGUUUCUGACUAUCCUUACUUUGACCUCAGCUCCCAUUUUCUAGUAUAGUUACUGGUUUGUAUAAUCCUUAAUAUGUAAUACCCCUGUACAAAACAGAAUUACCUACAAGAAUAUUGUGUUUAUGACAGUAUUUUUUCUUUAGUUUUUUAGUUUUUCUUUAGUUGAAACAUUUUUUUAAAGCAACUUUGGCCAGUUCCUCACACCCACCCCCUUCAGUGCUGUAUCAUGUAUUCGCAACACACAGUCUACUCACCGUGGUCUAUUUUCUGCCGCAGGGACCUUCAAUAUUCUGGUUGUUUGCUGGAUCUUAUCCCACUGCAUAGGUGGAACAGAUACACCACGAUUUCUUUAUUCAUUUAACUGUUGACAUCUGGUUAUUACUUGUUUGUUGCAAUUAGAGGUGAGAUUGCUAUACAUAUUUGUGCGCAGAUCUGUGAACAUAAAUAUUCCAUACACGGAGUCACAGACCAUAUGUGUGUUUCUACGACUAUGAAGCUUGUUCUUCAGCGCAGUUGGGCCACUUGGCGUUCCCACCUGUGGCACGUUGCUGUCACUCUGCCUCCUCUGAGGGCUUGCUGUUAGAAGGCUUACGUUUCUCCAUCUUCAUGAUAAUUUUCAGGGUUAUCUCGCUGUGGCUUUUGACUUUGUAGUUCCAUAAAGACCAUGGACUUUGGCUGAGCACAGUGAUUCCACACACUUAUUUGUAAUCCACUUUUUAAGAUGCGUUGUUUGCUUCACUGUUGUCAAAUUUUGCUCAUUCUUUAUAUGCUCUGGGUAGAAGUCCUUAAUUCAGGAAGGGGGGGGGGGUGUGCAGCAAAUCUAUGAUUUGUCUCAUUGUCUUCACAAAGCAAAGCAUUUUAACAGUCAGUAAGCCUGGUUCUCCUUGCUCCUGUUGCUACUUAGCAAAAUGCACUUGUUGCAGCAAUAACUCAUUUGUUUCUAAUUAUAAUGAAGUUGAUUCCCCACCCCCUCUUUUGGAUUAAGUUUUCAGUGUUGUAUCUCAAUUCACUUUCAAAUCUAAAGUCCUAGAGAUGUUGAUGUCUUCUUAAUUUUUUUGUUUUAUGUUCUAUUCAGAUUUUUAAAUAUAUAUAUAUAUAUGUGUGUGUGUAUAUAUAUAGUACUCUUGAGUUUCCUUAUUUCCAUAUUAUGACUGCUGAAUAUCCCUUGCAUUACGUAGGUAUAAACGCUAACUGUGUUAAACUUUAUACACACAUACAGAUGUACACACGCAUUUGUAUGUUUAUAUUGGAAAUAAAUGUAAAAGACUGCUGUAGUAGAUGUGGGAAACCCAUUUCAUAAAGUAAAUGUAUCACUGUAAAAAAAAAAAGACAGUCUUUAUGAUAAAACAAAUGUUAAAAGGCCAAACUUAGAUCAAGAUAUUUAUGCUUCGUGGAACACAAGGUUAUUAUCUCUAAUGAAUUAAAAGUUCCUUUUAAAUGUCAAGCAAAGGAUAUGAAUGGGCAACUCUGCAAGAAUCCCAAACAAGCUAGAAGUAGUCAGUAAAGUUGAAAAUGAGAAAAUCAUCCCCUCCCCC
Molecule: messenger RNA, 28864 nt
Organism: Rattus norvegicus (Norway rat)
Lineage: Eukaryota; Metazoa; Chordata; Mammalia; Rodentia; Muridae
Gene: Kcnq1
Product: potassium voltage-gated channel subfamily Q member 1
Biological process (GO): regulation of membrane potential; monoatomic ion transport; potassium ion transport
Cellular component (GO): membrane; plasma membrane; basal part of cell
Molecular function (GO): voltage-gated potassium channel activity; monoatomic ion channel activity
Source: RefSeq, a predicted model, not a curated record